UGUGAAGACUCUGGGCCAGCGCAAAUAGUGAGCUCAGACAACACUGGCCCGUUGGAUCGGUCUCAGUCCCAACAGCAUUUUUCGCGCUAGCGUUUGACUCUCGCUCGAUCACUCGACCACCGCCCGAAUGAUCGAUGGUCGACGCUCCGGACGGCGGUGUGCGCGCCAACGGCGAGGCCACCUCCUCCCACUCAUCUUCCGGCGAGGAGCAUGCUCCCCCGGCCGUACUCUGCGGCUUCGUCAACGGUGGCCAGCCGCUGCCCCGACGCCCCCUGGACGAGGCGACGCGCGCCGGUGAGAGAUGGUGGCCGCGCCAGACGACGGAGGACGCCGCGCGCCGCCUGGUGACGUGGACUAGGGACGGCGGCUCCGUCCGCGCGCUGCUCGUCGUGUCGGUUGGAUCCGUGGCCUCCGUACCACUGACUGUCCUCCUGGUCUUCACGUUCCUCCUCGCGGCGGCGACGACGACCGCCAUCGUCACUUCGAUCGUCAUGUCCCUGGCUGCCGCCGGAGGAUUCAUGUCUGUGCUAUUCGCUUUCGCGGCGGCGAUGUACGUCGGGGCAGUGUCAGUCGCCAUCCUUGUUAUUUCAGCAACGACCGUGGCAACAGUCGUUGCCAUCACGAUUGCCAGUGGUUGGGUCGCGUUCUUCUGGAUUCUUUGGUUUUCUGCUAAGAGAUGCAUGGGCCUUGCUUAGUUCUAAGAGAUCAGUAGGCACGACAAGCUAGCGAUCAGAUCUACGGCUGUCUGUAUAAGAUAGAUAAAUCAUUGCAAUGAUGUGAACCAUGUGAAGCUAGGCAUCUAGCUAGCUAUGUGAAUAAUAGGCUGCUCUUUCUUUACAACAGCGUAGAUCAGGGAUUCAUGUAAAGUUCGUCCUGGCAUAUGAUUUUGUUGUUAGUUUUCA
Triticum aestivum (bread wheat) is the source of this 902-nucleotide messenger RNA. RefSeq lists its product as uncharacterized. The transcript is spliced from 3 exons. The coding region runs from base 135 to 695 and encodes 186 amino acids. The record is from RefSeq and is a predicted model, not a curated record. NCBI's taxonomy places the organism in Eukaryota, Viridiplantae, Streptophyta, Magnoliopsida, Poales, Poaceae.